Molecule: messenger RNA, 1317 nt
Organism: Arvicanthis niloticus (Nile rat)
Lineage: Eukaryota; Metazoa; Chordata; Mammalia; Rodentia; Muridae
Gene: Hsd17b2
Product: hydroxysteroid 17-beta dehydrogenase 2
Biological process (GO): steroid metabolic process
Cellular component (GO): intracellular membrane-bounded organelle
Molecular function (GO): testosterone dehydrogenase (NAD+) activity; estradiol 17-beta-dehydrogenase [NAD(P)+] activity
Source: RefSeq, a predicted model, not a curated record
GCCUCUCCCUUCAUAUAAGCCGGGCUGCCUCCAGCCAGCUUUUGCACUCACACUACUCACUGGUCCAGAGCAAGUGAAGGCCAGUGGAGAAUGAGCCCGUUUUCCUCUGAGUCAGCAUGGCUCUGCUUGGCUGCCACUGCAGUGCUGGGGGGCAUGCUUCUCUGCAAAUCCCGGAGUCCAGGGCAGCUGCGGAGCCAGGUGGUGUGUCUCGCUGGCCUCUGGGGAGGUGCUUGCCUGCUCAGCCUGUCCCUCCUCUGCAGCGUGUUCCUUUUAUCGGUGUCCUGCUUCAUCCUGUAUAUGAGUUCAUCUGACCAAGACUUGUUACCUGUGGAUCAAAAGGCUGUGCUGGUGACAGGUUCUGAUUCUGGUUUUGGUCAUGCUUUGGCCAAGCACCUGGACAAGCUGGGUUUCACAGUGUUUGCUGGAGUGCUGGAUAAAGAGGGUCCAGGAGCAGAGGAAUUGAGAAAAAACUGCUCUGAGCGCCUUUCUGUGCUCCAGAUGGAUAUCACCAAGCCAGAGCAGAUACAAGAUGCUCACAGCAAAGUCACAGAGAAGAUUCAAGACAAAGGACUGUGGGCCGUGGUCAACAAUGCCGGAAUCUUCCACUUUCCAGUUGAUGGAGAACUCAUUCCCAUGACCUCCUACAGAAAAUGCAUGGCUGUGAACUUCUUCGGAGCCGUGGAGGUCACCAAGGCGUUUCUGCCUCUACUUAGAAAGUCCAAGGGGAGGCUGGUGAACAUCUGCAGCAUGGGAGGCCUGGUUCCACUUCAAAUGAUGGCAGCUUACUCCUCCACGAAGGCAGCUCUCACCAUGUUCUCAACGAUCAGCAGACUGGAGCUUGCCAAAUGGGGAGUCAAGGUCGUUACCAUCCAUCCUGGAGGCUUCCAAACAAACAUCACAGGCUCACGGGACAAUUGGGAUAAACUGGAGAAGGAAAUCCUGGACCACUUUUCCAAAGAGAUUCAGGAGAACUACGGCCAGGACUAUGUUCGUACACAGAAGUCCACGCUCCAGAUCAUGAAAGAGCUCUCCAACCCAGACAUCACCCCUGUGCUGCGGGAUAUCCAGCAUGCCAUUUCUGCCAGGAACCCCUCUUCCUGUUAUUUCCCAGGGAGAAUGACUUACCUGUGGGUCUGCUUCGCAGCCUAUUCCCCGACCAGCUUGUUGGACUAUAUUAUGAAAAAAUAUUUUCAUUCAAAAGUCAUGCCGAAAGCUCUAAAGACAGCGAGUUAGAAGAAGGCCCUGGUGGGGUAGGAAAUGUCACAUUCUUAGGAUGAAAGGGAAACCUCUUAUUAAUAAAACUAACUUUCUACCUCA